Hyaloscypha bicolor E is the source of this 2250-nucleotide messenger RNA. Its product is annotated as cytochrome P450. Gene Ontology annotation, molecular function: oxidoreductase activity, acting on paired donors, with incorporation or reduction of molecular oxygen; monooxygenase activity; heme binding. Lineage: Eukaryota; Fungi; Ascomycota; Leotiomycetes; Helotiales; Hyaloscyphaceae. The transcript has 4 exons. The record is from RefSeq and is a predicted model, not a curated record. Bases 301 to 2130 code for a protein of 609 amino acids.
UUUCAAGCCGCUGUCAACACCUCAUGGUGUCAGCCUCGUCUAAAAAAUGCCUAUCGUAUCCGUAUUACAACUGAGCUGAAGUCUGCCUACGUUUCCGUCCAGGCAGGUUACCGAGAAAGAGCUCAUUCAAUCUCUGGAGGCUCAGUGGCCCGGAAAAACUUAGGUCUUUGCAAACUCGCAUCCAGUCAUUCAGCUGGCGGUGCCUUUUAUCAGUCAGUUUUCAAGCUUCUCAAAAUCAUAUGAAGAUGUUUCGGCUCAGAAUGAUUCACUUCUGAAGACCAUGGUAAAGGCAACCUCGACAUGUAUCAACAAAUAUUUGCUCUCCUUGGUGCCCUCCUGACCGCUGUGGUCAUCUCCAAGCUUUUUGGGUUCUGGACGUCUCUCAGCCAAGCUCGUCGUUUUGCAGCAGCCUCGCCAGUUCCAUAUGUCUCGGUCUAUUGGUACCGUGAAUCGGGAUGGUUCUGGUUGUUAUCGCCAUGGUUUGCUCCUUUUCUAGAAAGCCUCCCAUUCGGAUUAGGACAUUGGGUCCGUUAUAUGAAGAGAGAUUUCUCAUGGGCACACAAAGGCAAACUUCCUCGAGAAGAACUUGGAUCUGAUGUUUUUUGGACCGCCGCGGCUGAUGGUUGCCUCCUACACGUGUCUGACGCGGAUGUCGUUUCCCAGGUCGUUCAUCGAUGGAAGGACUUCCCUAAAGCAGAGCUCUACUACCAUGACUUGACCUGGUUUGGCGAUAAUGUCAUCACAGCAGAGGGUUCAGAUUGGCAACGACAUCGCAAGAUCACUGGUCCUUCUUUUAAUGAGCGGAAUAGCAGUCUCGUCUUCCAAGAGACCUUGACCCAAGCGAAAGCAAUGCUUGCUUCAUUUACUCACGAAACCGACGGCAAUAUUUCAGCUCCUGGGGAGGAACCAGUUAUCGACGACCUGCUUUUCUGGUUGAAGGCCAUUGCUCUCAAUGUACUAUCUGGAGCCGCCUUCAAUCGGCACAUCCCAUGGCCGACUAAAUCUGUCGUUGGAUUCAACGUUCUUCACAAACCGGUAGAAUCGGACUCGGAUUCGGAUUCGGGGUUUCCAGCAGAAUCAAAGACUCAUUCGAUGUCAUGGCAGUACUGUAUGAAUCAAAUAAUGGAUAAUUUCUAUUUCUUGAUUGGAUUCUCCCCAUGGCUACUGGAACAUUCACCAUGGAAAUUCCUCAGAACCCUACCAGCUGCGUUCGGUGAAUUCAUGCACUAUAUUCAAGAGAUGAUCGACGAUGUCCCAAGCGCUGAAGGUACAACCCCUACCUCUGACGACGGCACUGGCAACAGCACUAGUACGAAACCACUUCUCAGGCGAAAUGAUCUACUUAGCAAUAUCCUGCGAGCUAACGAAAACGAUUUGUUGGACGAAUCAGAGAUUCUCGGCAAUAUCUGCAUCCUCCUCAUCGCCGGCCACGAAACAUCUGCUUCCGUCUUAGAAAUUGCUCUUAUCCUCCUCGCCACAGAACCGGAAUUCCAGCAAAGAAUCCGAGAUGAAAUAGACAGCAUAUGGGCGGCGAAAAAGCCAGGAGAAGACUUGACAUAUGAGGAUUACCCCAAGAUGAGAACAAUCAUGGCGCUGAUGCUCGAAACCCUCCGUCUCUGCCCGCAGAUAAUCAAUCUUUUCAAAUCAACAGAAACUUCCCAGACGCUAACCUACCGCUCCCAACCCCUCCCUUUGCCACCCCACACAACCAUCUUCCUGGAAGCCGUCUCCUUACAGCGCAAUCCUAAAUACUGGUCCCCAUCCCCCGACCUCUUCCUCCCAUCCCGCUGGCUCAAAGACCCAACCUACACUCCACCACCCAACACGCUCCCCGAAUCACCCGCGCAUGCAAACCUCCUUUGCCCACAAAAAGGCAGUUAUAUCCCGUUCGGAGCGGGGAUGAGGAGUUGUCUGGGCAAGAAAUUCGCACAGGUCGAGUUUUGCACGAUUGUUGCUGUGCUUUUGAAGGGUUAUUCUGUGGAGCUUGUUGAUGAUGGCGGGAAAGGGUGGGAGGAGAAGAGGAGAGAGGUGUUGGAGUGUUUGGAUCGGAGGCAGACGAUUAUUGCGUUGAGGAUGUUGGGGAAGGUUAAGGUUCGGUUUGUGAGGAGUGGUGCAGAGAGUUUUCCAUAGGAAGGGCAGAACUGAGUGAUAAGAGAUUUCAGGACGAGAUUGUAGAGUAAGUCGUAAUUAGGUUUACGUUCUAUGUAAGUUAUGAUUGAAGAGGUGUAUCUUCUUACCAGACGCCGUGAA